AUGGCAUCCAUGCUGUCCAAGCCAGUUGCGAUCAUCGCCGGAGCUGGGCCGGGAACCGGGGCAUCGAUCGCCCGUCGGUUUGCCAAGGCAUAUCCUGUGGUGCUCCUCGCCCGGACUCAAUCAAGCCUCGACCCUCUGGUCCAGGGCAUCAAUCAGGAUGGAGGAUGCGCCAUUGGCAUCCCCGCCGAUGUCACGAACACAGAGAGUCUGAACUCCACUCUGAAACAAAUUGAGCUGCAGUUUGGAUCCGAUCUAACCGUUUCGGCGGCCAUCUUCAACGUGGCCAGCAAGUUCACGCGUGCACCCUUCCUGGAUUCCAGCGCAGAGUUCCUGGAUAGCUUGGAGGCGACCGCGCGAGGGGCCUCACAUUUCUCCCAAGCGGUAUUGCCCUUGAUGCUGCGCGCGGCAUCGCAGGCAGAGCUGCGUCAUCCACCGACAAUGAUAUUCACCGGUGCAACGGCAGCCAUGAAGGGGGGACCCGGCCUGGGUUCAUUUGCCAUGAGUAAAUUCGCUGUCCGGGCGCUCUCCCAAUCACUAGCGCGUGAAUUUGGUCCCAAGGGCAUCCAUGUUGCUCAUGCCAUCGUCGACGGGAUCAUCGCGACGGAGAAGACGAAGGAAUAUAAAAAAGACAUCCCGGAUGCGAAGAUCGAUCCCGACUGGAUCGCCGAGACCUACUGGUUCUUGCAUACCCAGCCCCGGUCGAGUUUUACCCAUGAACUCGACCUCCGACCUUACUGUGAGAGCUGGUGA
Messenger RNA from Aspergillus pseudotamarii, 750 nucleotides. RefSeq names its product NAD(P)-binding protein. Lineage: Eukaryota; Fungi; Ascomycota; Eurotiomycetes; Eurotiales; Aspergillaceae. Bases 1 to 750 code for a protein of 249 amino acids. The record is from RefSeq and is a predicted model, not a curated record. The transcript has 3 exons.